Cryptotermes secundus is the source of this 2395-nucleotide messenger RNA. It is a transcript of the gene Cdc23, whose product is annotated as cell division cycle protein 23 homolog. Gene Ontology annotation, biological process: cell division. Bases 158 to 1876 code for a protein of 572 amino acids. The record is from RefSeq and is a predicted model, not a curated record. Gene Ontology annotation, cellular component: anaphase-promoting complex. Lineage: Eukaryota; Metazoa; Arthropoda; Insecta; Blattodea; Kalotermitidae. The transcript is spliced from 10 exons. Gene Ontology annotation, molecular function: protein binding.
UUUGGAAUUGGAACUUGGGAAUCCGUGCAUGUGAUAAGCGAUGAGGUGUAAGGUUUGUAAUACACAUUUAAGUUUGCGCGGAAUAACAGUUAAUGUGUAGUGGAGUCAUGUGUAAACAGUAUAUAGUUAUCUUGCAGCUUUAAACGUUAUUGUUCAAAUGGCCGAAGAGUCAAUAAAGUUAGAUUUGAAGGAAGUGAAAUUGGAUCUUCAGAAAGCAAUUGUAGAAUGUUCUCAGCGAGGUUUGUUGCACAGUACAAAGUGGUUGUCAGAACUGAAUUUUGCAUUACAGGAGGUUAAGUUAGAAUCUUCCAAUGCUUUUACACAACUUGACAAUGAUGAUGAAACAGAACAUUAUUUGUUGGCCAAAAGCUACUUUGAUCUGAAAGAAUAUGACAGGUGUGCCCACUUCACUGAAUUUUGCCAAGUACCCCGUACACGCUUCCUCCAUUUGUACUCGCGCUAUCUGUCUGGUGAGAAAAAGAAGAUAGAGGAUAUGACAGACAUUACAACACCACCUGAUCCUACUCAGAAUGCAAGUCUUCGUGAACUAGGAUCUGAAUUAAUGAGGGAUCAUUUAGCCAGGAAACUAGAUGGCUAUGCACUUUAUUUAUAUGGUGUUGUACUCAAAAGACUAGAAUUGCUUGGAGAAGCUGCAGAAGUUCUUGUUGAGGCUGCACAUAAAGAACCAAUGCAUUGGGGGUCUUGGCUUGAAUUGGCAACUUUGAUCACUGAUCGAACUAAGCUCAAUUCACUUGUAUUACCAGACCACUGGAUGAAACACUUUUUCCUUGGCCACGCAUUCCUAGAACAGCAGCUGAAUGAUGAUGCUCUGGAUAUUUAUUUUGCCCUUCAGCAACAAGGUUUUGAGAAGAGUACUUACCUCAUAGCUCAAACUGCUAUUGCUUUCCAUAAUAGAAGAGAUGUAGAUACAGCUAUAACCACAUUCCGUCGACUACAAAAAUGUGACCCAUUCCGUUUGGAUAAUUUGGAUACAUACUCAAAUCUCCUGUAUGUGAGAGAGCUGAGAGUGGAAUUAGCACGUCUCGCACAUGAAGCAUGUGAGAUAGACAAAUACCGUGUUGAGACAUGUUGUGUUGUGGGCAACUACUACAGCUUGAGAUCAGAACACCAGAAGGCUGUGUUAUAUUUCCAGAGAGCGCUUAAAUUAAACCCUCAGUAUUUGUCAGCUUGGACUCUUAUGGGUCAUGAAUUUAUGGAAAUGAAGAACACUAAUGCAGCAAUACAGAGCUACAGGCAAGCCAUAGAGGUGAACAGAAGAGACUACCGAGCAUGGUAUGGACUUGGCCAAACAUAUGAGAUCCUCAAGAUGUUCUUCUACUGCUUGUAUUACUAUAAACAAGCUCAGCAGUUGCGGCCGAAUGAUAGUCGCAUGCUCAUUGCACUUGGAGAAACAUAUGAGAAACUGGAUAAGAUACAGGAUGCCCUGAAAUGCUACUACAAGGCUCGUAGUGUUGGUGAUAUUGAAGGAACGGCACUUCUUAGACUUGCAAAAUUGUAUGAUAAGCUGAAUGAGUUCAGUCAUGCAGCAGCUGCAUUUACAGAAUAUGUGACAAAUAAUGAGCCCCAUGCAGACAAAAAUGAAAUAAGUCAAGCAUACAAAUAUUUGGCUAACUUCUUUGUCAAGAGAAAUCAAGUAGAUGAAGCCUAUCAGUAUGCACAGAAAUGUCUAGAGUUUGAGGAGACAAAGGAAGAAGGAAAAGCAUUACUGAAGGCUAUUGCACAAAAGAGGAGUCAACAGGAAGAAGGCGAGAUGCAAGUAGAAGAUUCUGUAUCUGUCAUCAGAGUGAGACCUAGAUUAGCUGAGGGAACUCCCAACAAUCAGUUCACUCCGAUGAAUCUCAGCUUCACUACCUGAAAAGCGAAUGCUUGAACAAGAGUGUUAUUCUGUUAAAAAUAUUUGCCCUUAACAGAUGUUGAAAUUGGAAAAUGCAAAGAGAAUAUGAUCAGUGGUAUUGAAACAUAAAGGUAUAUAUAAAUGAGUAUGGACCAUACUACUUGAGAACAUUCAGUUUGUGAAUCUGUUGUGGUAUGUGUGGAUAUGUGUCUGUGUGUGCAUAUUUGUCUUGUUUCAUGAAUACUGACAUUUAUUUCAAUGCAUAAUAUUUAAGGGAUAACUAAUUUAAUAAAUUCUUGAGUUCAAUUUAAUUAUCUCACUGAUGUAUCAAGAAAUUCUGUAUAGUAGCUGAAGACUGAUAAAUUGUCAUAACAACAAAAUCUGUCAUCAAUUUUAAUCAGCACAGUCACUAUCAUGCAUAACUAAUACUGAAAUAUGUGCUGCUCUAGCAUCAAGUUAACAGAAAUUUAUUCAUUGUGUUGACAAAUUAUGUAGCAGUCGACCUUACAACCAAUUAAAAAUAAAAUUUACUAAAAGGCA